Salmo salar (Atlantic salmon) is the source of this 832-nucleotide messenger RNA. Lineage: Eukaryota; Metazoa; Chordata; Actinopteri; Salmoniformes; Salmonidae. The record is from RefSeq and is a predicted model, not a curated record.
AUGAGGUGCUGCAGCCUGACUGCCCGUACUGCCCUGGUCCCCAGUGUCAGCCUGACUGCCCGUACUGCCCUGGUCCCCAGUGUCAGCCUGACUGCCCGUACUGCCCUGGUCCCCAGUGUCAGCCUGACUGCCCGUACUGCCCUGGUCCCCAGUGUCAGCCUGACUGCCCAUACUGCCCUGGUCCCCAGUGUCAGCCUGGCUGCCCAUACUGCCCUGGCCCCCAGUGUCAGCCUGACUGCCCGUACUGCCCUGGUCCCCAGUGUCAGCCUGACUGCCCGUACUGCCCUGGUCCCCAGUGUCAGCCUGGCUGCCCGUACUGCCCUGGUCCCCAGUGUCAGCCUGGCUGCCCGUACUGCCCUGGUCCCCAGUGUCAGCCUGACUGCCCGUACUGCCCUGGCCCCCAGUGUCAGCCUGACUGCCCGUACUGCCCUGGCCCCCAGUGUCAGCCUGACUGCCCGUACUGCCCUGGUCCCCAGUGUCAGCCUGACUGCCCGUACUGCCCUGGUCCCCAGUGUCAGCCUGGCUGCCCGUACUGCCCUGGUCCCCAGUGUCAGCCUGGCUGCCCGUACUGCCCUGGUCCCCAGUGUCAGCCUGGCUGCCCGUACUGCCCUGGUCCCCAGUGUCAGCCUGGCUGCCCGUACUGCCCUGGUCCCCAGUGUCAGCCUGACUGCCCGUACUGCCCUGGCCCCCAGUGUCAGCCUGACUGCCCGUACUGCCCUGGCCCCCAGUGUCAGCCUGACUGCCCGUACUGCCCUGGUCCCCAGUGUCGCCUGAGUCUUUCCCCCACACUAUGGACCUCAACCUUGGGUAGAGCAGUCUUACACACCCCUGG